ACCCCGUACGUCGUCGCAGUAACGCGCACGUCGUCGUUGGCUCACCUGGCGACUGCGCGCCCGAGCGCUACUCUAUUGCCAAGACCACAUCGUUCCUCUUCCUCCCCACUCUAGCUUACCUAUCUCAUUCUGCUACCUUCUACCCCACUCUUUUCCCUCCUUACAAUAUAUGCGUGAGACGGAUAUUACAGGAAGGUAGGGGAAUCGAAACCGCGGAAAUUUGACGCAUGGAAAUAAGUUUUACUCAUUUCUCCUCUCUUGCAUUUUGAUCGAGGACAAGUUAACGUUACUUUGAUAUCGAUGCAUUGAAAUUUGAAAAUUCGAAGGGAAAGGCAAUGAUUAAGCUGCCAGGUGCUUCUUAGACGUUUCAACUCGAUUCUCGGCAAGGCUAACGAUCCGUUAGAAGAUUAUCCUAGCGUACAAUUUCUAAUCUUCCCCUUUUCUUCUCUUUCCUUUCCUUAUUUCUUGUCUAAACUCUUUCUUUCUUUUGCUUAUUUUUUUGGAGAGAGAGAGAGAAAGAACAAAUGCCGCAGGGACGCUCGAAAGGCUGCCGAUUUUCCACGCUCAAAGUAAGAGGGAAAGAAUUCGUCUUCCAAGACAAAAUGGCGAUCGAAAACGUGGCGGCGUUCUCGGUGGCGUUCUCAGCGGCGUUCUCAACGGAUAGGAAGCUCCCCAAUGUCGCAGGUUAGACAGCAAUCGAAAGAAAUAUCUAAUAGACUUUUGGAAAGAGCCAAAAAUAUUGCGCAACAAGAGUUGGGAAAAUUAGAAAAAGAUGACAAAUACGAACUCAAACGUCUUCACGAGAGAAAAAUUAUGGAGAUUCAAGAAAAGUAUCAAGAAGAUAUGGAAAAUAUCGGUCAGGCACACUUGGCUGCUGUUUUAGAAUCAGAAACGCUUGCAGAUUUAGAAGAUGAAACUGAUAGAAAUAGGGAAGCUGCAUUGAAAAGAGGCAAGGAAGCUUUAGAACUAUUGAAAAAAGUGCCAAAGGAUGACCAACAUGCUAUGCAUCGACAAAGAUUGCAGCAGGUUAGAGAAUUGGAAAAUAAAAGAUCAUCUUUAGUAGCUGAACUGUCUAAAAAGUCUGCCAGCCAGGACGAUUCGUGUAGAAAUUUGAGUCAAGAGAAUGGAACGUCUUGUCAACAAGAUCAAACUUGUGAAAAUCUAAAUAAAUCUGCUAAAAAGAAAAAACUUAAAAGACUUACUUCUAAUAAAUCUCCUGUAAAAAAAACCAGAAUCAACGAUAAGAUUAACAAAGAAUCUCAAGGAAGUCUUUCACCUAGACAAAAAAUUCACCUGCAAAAUGAAGCAUCGCAACAAUGCGUUAUUACCAGUAAAUCUGACAAAAAAUUACAAAAUAUUGAUAAUAUUGAACAUACGGAUCAUAUAACUCAGGACGAUAAAAGUCCACGUGAGACGGUACCUAUCUUAACCAUUUCUACGAAAGCACAAAAAUUAACAAAAUAUAACCCAGGAGAUUACGUACAAGAUUCAUCGGAUUUACUAAGCAAUGACAGUCCUUCGCUAAGCGAUGACUCUUCAUAUUUUUCUGAUGUGUGCGAUCAAUCAACUUGUAUUAGAACUCCGAAACAUCAUACAUCCUUAAGAGAUAGUAAAGUGCAAUUGUAUGAUCAUAGUACACGUCAAAGAAACAAUUAUAAUAGACCUCUGGACGUAGUCGAAAGAUUAGAUAUAAGAAACGAGCCAAAUGCAAUAGAUGCAGCUAAAGAGGUAGAACGUAAAGAAAGUAUUGAAUCUCAUGCGACUGAAACUUACAAACUAGCUUCUCAGAAACGAGGUGAUGAUGCAAUUUUACGAGAAAAAGUACGAUCCGACUACCAAACGCUUAUGAAAAGUUUAGAUCAUCUCUCGUCCGAAGAAAGAAAAUUAAAAGCCAGCGAUGUUCAACGUGAUCCAAUGAAUGAUGUAGAGUUACGAACAUUUCGUAGGAAAGAGUUACAAAAAGAACAGAAAAAAAAGUUACAUCGAAAAUUUGAAGCUAUGGCAGAAAAAAGUUGCUGCGCAAGCCAUUGUCCAAAUCUUAUGGAGAGAAUAAUUACCCUUGAAACAGAUAAACAAUCUGAAAAUCAUAAUAAAAAGGGAGAAGGUGUUUGGAAAGAAGCACAUUUUGUUGAGCCUCGUGUACCAGUAGUUAAGUCACCAAAAAGCAAGGAUAAAAGGCGAGAAAUAUCACGCGACGAAUUAAUACUGAAUAUGUUGAAAAAAGUUGAGAGACAAAAGAUGUUAUUGUUAAAAGAAUUUGGUGCGAGCUUGCCAGAUGACAUUUAUUAUGCAAGUAUGACAUCCUUGACCGAACCUGACAAAUCUGACGAGCCUCAGAAGAAAAUACAACGAGAGACGUGUUUAUCUCCCGAAGUAACAUUAAUAAACAUGUCCAAUGGAGAAAAUAAUAAUGAGGUCAGUAAGAAAGUGAAAAAAAGGAGCGAAACAACAAAAUGUGAAAUGGCUGUACAAACAUCAACAUUAGAAGAUGCUGGUAUUUCUGAGGAUAAAGGUAUUCAAGUAGAAAUCAAAUCUACGUGCAACGAUGCAACCAGUGCAUUAAGCACUAACGAAGAACUUUCUACUAAACAUUAUCCGAUAGAGCCAAUAAUUACAGUCAUUAAUCCUGAAGAAGUAGAAAAUAGUAGUAGUGGUUCUAAUAAUUCUAUGAUUACUGGCGUAAUCAUUGACAUCGAUAAUAAAGAGGUCAAAGUUACCCCAAAGAAAAAGAAACGCUCAUUGAAAUUAUCUAAACGAACGUCAAUGAGGGCAAUGGAAAAAUCGCACUCGGUGCCACCGAGUAAAACUUCUUCUCCCGUCAAAAAAUCUUCUAAAUCCUUACCCAGCUCGUGUCGUAGCAGUCCACGCAAAAUGAAUAUUCAUUUGAAAAAUAAGGAUUUGGAUUUGAUUAAGGUAGAUCCUCCUAAAGACAAAAAACCAAUAAUAGACAGUAGCACGGAUAGUUCUGCAAUGUAUUCUUCAUUAAAUACACAAAAUUCAUCUGUACGUGAACCAUACGACAUUCCCGUUAUGAAAUCUAAAAAAGUAAUCAAAGUAAGAGAUAUUUCAGAUACUUCUACGUCAUUUGCUAGUCCACCACCUUUGGCACCUAAGAGACCAGUCGGUACUGCAAGUAGUAUUACACCAAUUUUAGAAAUGUUAGAUUUUUCAACGCUCAGUGCUAUAGAGAGAGCAAAAAGAGAUAUCAGUCCUGUAUCGACACCAGAAACUCCUUCUCCUCGCACUAUGAGGAUACCUUCCAAUAUACCUCAUACUGAGAAAAUUGGUAAGGUACUUAGAUAUGGCGAGGAACUUGACGAAACAACUACAACAACAACAACAACAACUACAACAACAUCUUUUACCAACAAAGAUACUUAUUCGCCUAUUUAUGAAAAACAGAAAGAUAUGUCAUCAGCGCAAGAUCUUUAUCCGCAAUAUUUACCAACUUUAUCUAAAUCGUGUACUUGUCAAAAUCCUCAAUGUAAAUUAUUACACGUUAAACUUGAAGAUAUUCAAGAUUUUGCUCUCAAGAAUUGUCCAGAAAUUCUAAAGAAAUAUGAAGAUCUUCAAAAUACUUAUACCAAGAGAAUAGCUUCUUUGACUGAUCUUAUAGAAAAAGUUCGAAGCGAGCAAAGAGGUAUGGAACUUUCUGUAAUAAGUCCUCGAGAUGAAAUGAAUUCUACAAAGAUACAUCCAGAAAUGCAAAGUAGCAUAAAGAACGUUGAAAGAUUGGUAGAAAAUAUAGAAGCAAUACAUCAUCAACUUGCUAAAACUCUUAAUGAAUCACAGAAUGCUAUUAUGAAAGGUGAAGCUAUUAAUAAAGAUCUACUUAAACAUAGAGAAAAUCAAUCAGUACAUUUCCAAAGUAAAAGUAAAUUGGAUCAUUCGGUAAGUACAACCGUUGAACAUAUCAGCGAUAAACUUACCUCGUCUAAAGCUAUAAUAUCAUCGUCUAAGCCACGAAUAUUAAAAGAUGAAAAAGUAAAUAUAAAGCUGAACAGAUUUCAAAUGCCUCAUAAAUCAUCGGCAACUAUGACAACUGUAAUACCAGAACGUAAUUCGUGGCCUCCAGUUAAAAUUCCAACUCAAGACGAUAAUACAAUCGAAGAACUUUCAAAAGAGAUUUUAGAACAAAGUAGAAGUAAAUCGACUGGCAUGCCUGUAUUUAGAAAAAUUGCUCAAUAUAAAAAUACAGAUAUAUCUUUACCUACAAAAUCUGAUAGUUCCAAGUCGACUGGUAGUCCUUCCAAAAAUGGGAGGAAUAAUAUUCCGGCGCAAACUACUGACAUUAUUGUCGAGUCGGAGAAAGAUGUAGUUUUCGAAUCUGAACCUGUUGGUAUACCUAAAAUGUUACCAUCUUUGGCCUGUGGACAUCGUACAAAUGGAAGAGAUAAGCCACCGGUUACCUUACACACUGGACUUUAUAAAACAGAAAUCGAAUCUAUAGGCCAUGAAUUGUCAACGAUAAUAGAAUUUGAUACGCCGGAUACAGGGAAUAAAAGUCACAUGACUAUGAAAAGUUGUAUGGCCAAAUCAUUAGUGACGGACGAAUUGCAGAGAGAAAAAUCAGCAAUUAAAAAAUCAGUGGAAGUACAAACAACGAAAUCAUCGGUCACUGUUAAACCAUCUAUUCACGUAGCACCCUUAUCCAUUCAAGGUCCUUUAGAUAAGAAAAUUGGUCAAGCUUCUUCAUGUUGUUUCACAAAAAAGUCGACUGGAGAGAUGUUCACUUCUACAUUGCAAGAAGACGAACAGACGACAAAUCUUUCGCGAAGAACACCAACAAAUGAGGAGAUGCAUCUAGAAUAUCGAAGGACAGAUAAUGCGACAGAUGAUGCGACAGAUAAUGCGACAGAUAAUGCGACAGAUAAUGCGACAGAUAAUGCGAUUGAAUUGGAAGAUUCGGUUAAAGAGAAAGUUAACAAACAAUUACAGUGCAAUACGUCUGACAAAGAAACAAAAGGGGUGUUACAAGAAAGAUUCGAAAAAGAUAAUAAAGCGUCUUCUACCAGUUCAAAUAGUUUUUGCGAAUUAUCUGGAAUUUCGGAAAUUACUAGUACACCAUCCUCGAGUUUACUUAAAUACGCUUCGUCCGAGGAAAUGGAAACAGCGCUAAAACAAUUAGGUCUUAGUUGGGCUAUAACUACUUUGAAAAAAACACGAGAAGCAAGUGCUCUAAGUUCAUCCUCUAAUUCGGACGUAACCCCUUUAAAUACUGCUAGGAGAAUCAUUUCUCCAAAUAAAAAACACGUUGAUCCUAAGCUUGUAAAUUUAUUCGAUUUUAGCGAUGUAUCUUCUAUAUCUAUCAAAGAAGCUAGUAAAAGUACGGAACAAGCGGUUCUAUUUAAAGGUAGAACCUCGACGCCCAAGUUACAAAAUUCGAAUUCUAACACCGAUAAAUCUAACUCUCUUCCUACUAAUUCAUCUGGAAUAAGUUUUCAAGAACCUAGCGAUAGUUUAACAGUUCCGAACGUAUCGCUUAUUAAAACAAAACAACCUAACAACACCCGACAAUCGAAAUACCCUUGACAUAACUAUUAUUAUAUUGCAUA
This is a messenger RNA of Polistes dominula (European paper wasp), 5555 nucleotides long. RefSeq lists its product as uncharacterized. NCBI's taxonomy places the organism in Eukaryota, Metazoa, Arthropoda, Insecta, Hymenoptera, Vespidae. The record is from RefSeq and is a predicted model, not a curated record.